AUGCCUUUGAUUUUCCAUUCCAGCAACUUUCAAUUUCUAAAAUACCCUUCCUUUGCACCCAUGCCAAUGGCCCACCUCACAUAUUCCAAGAUUUCCAUGGCUUCCAUCCUCCCCCACAGCUCCAGAUCGAAGAAGCAAUUCACCCUUGCUCAAGAGCCACGUUUUCAAGUGACACACUCUAUGCCACCCGCAAAGCUGGAGAUAUUCAAAUCCCUGGAUGAUUGGGCUAAGAACAAUGUGUUAAUCCACCUAAAACAAGUUGAGAAAUCUUGGCAACCACAGGAUUUUUUGCCAGACCCUACGUCGGCGGACGAAUUUGCGGAGCAAGUGAAGGAACUAAGAGAGAGGACCAUAGAGAUCCCAGAUGACUACUUUGUUGUGUUGGUUGGAGAUAUGAUCACAGAAGAAGCCCUUCCAACUUACCAAACAGUGUUUAACACUAUUGACGGAAUUCGGGACGAGACUGGUUCAAGCCUCACUUCGUGGGCAACUUGGGUUAGGGGAUGGACUGCUGAAGAGAACAGGCAUGGUGACCUCCUCAGCAAGUAUCUCUAUCUCUCUGGAAGAGUUGACAUGAAGCAAAUUGAGAAAACAAUUCAGUAUCUCAUUGGGUCUGGAACGGAUAUACAGACAGAAAAUAAUCCCUACUUAUGGUUCAUUUACACUUCAUUCCAAGAGAGGGCAACCUUUAUAUCUCAUGGUAACACAGCUAGGCUUGCCAAAAAAUAUGGGGACACAAGCCUGGCUCAGAUAUGUGGUACCAUAGCCUCCGAUGAAAAGCGCCACGAAACUGCUUACACCAAGAUAAUGGAGAAGCUCUUUGAGAUUGAUCCUGAUGCAAGUCUCGUGGCAUUUGCCGACAUGAUGAAGAGGAGGAUAACAAUGCCAGCCCACUGGAUGUAUGAUGGACGUGACGAUAAUCUUUUCACACACUUCUCGGCUGUUGCACAGCGACUCGGUGUCUACACUGCCAAGGACUAUGCUAAUAUAUUGGAGUGUUUGGUUGAUAGAUGGAAUGUAGACAAGAUCAGUACUGGACUUUCGGGAGAGGGUCGAAAGGCUCAGGAUUAUGUCUGUGGUUUAGCUCCAAAAAUUAGAAGGCUGGAGGAAAGAGCUCAGGGAAGGGCCAACCAAGUAGUUUCCAUUCCUUUCAGUUGGAUUUUUGAUAGAAAAGUGAAGCUCUGAAGGAAGAAAAAGAGAGAAUUGAGGUACUCUACUCCAGUGUAUCCUUUUCUUGAAUAA
Messenger RNA from Cornus florida, 1242 nucleotides. RefSeq names its product stearoyl-[acyl-carrier-protein] 9-desaturase, chloroplastic-like. The record is from RefSeq and is a predicted model, not a curated record. The transcript is spliced from 3 exons. Gene Ontology annotation, molecular function: stearoyl-CoA 9-desaturase activity; stearoyl-[ACP] desaturase activity. Lineage: Eukaryota; Viridiplantae; Streptophyta; Magnoliopsida; Cornales; Cornaceae. Bases 1 to 1185 code for a protein of 394 amino acids. Gene Ontology annotation, cellular component: chloroplast stroma. Gene Ontology annotation, biological process: defense response; fatty acid biosynthetic process.